Cololabis saira (Pacific saury) is the source of this 2547-nucleotide messenger RNA. It is a transcript of the gene pkmyt1, whose product is annotated as protein kinase, membrane associated tyrosine/threonine 1. Lineage: Eukaryota; Metazoa; Chordata; Actinopteri; Beloniformes; Belonidae. Gene Ontology annotation, biological process: protein phosphorylation. The record is from RefSeq and is a predicted model, not a curated record. The transcript has 8 exons. Gene Ontology annotation, molecular function: protein kinase activity; ATP binding.
CGUUUGCAGAGUUUGGCGCGAGAUGAUUACAAACUACUUACUGGGUGUAAACGCGGAUUUGGAUAUACAACCUUUCUUUUUUGGGAAACUGCUGCUAAAACUGGAGUAUGGUUGCAGAUUGCUGUUUUCAUAGAGCAGAGCUGAAAAAGUCCCUAAACGAUGUCAGCGGUGGAAACUACAGUGUCCAGUGUGCCUCUCCCUCUUCCAGCCCACUUCUCCCACGCAGAGCAGUCCUUCUCCCUAAAAAAGCGCAGAUUCCCAUUUUCUUCAUCAUCUGGCUUCAACUCCUCUUGCUCUUCCCCUGCUCGACUUUCACAUUCUGUUGCUCCUCUACCACCAUCUAAGGGAUGUUCCUCUGUGAGCAGGAUGUUCCCUUACCAACAAUCUCCUUGGAUCCCACUUUCUGAUUCCCUGAGGGAAUCUUACCCUCUGAAUUCUUUAUAUGAUUCUAAAAAACAUCAGUCGUAUUUUAGCCAGUGCUUCACUAAUUUGGGUCUCCUGGGUAGAGGGUCAUUUGGAGAAGUCUUCAAGGUGCAAAGCAACAAAGAUGGUCACCUGUAUGCAGUCAAGCGCUCAGCUCAUCGCUUCAGGGGUAACAGAGAGAGGAACCAAAGUGUGAGGGAAGCCAGGAACCACGAGCACAUUUGUCCUCAUCCUCAAAUGGGCUGGAGGGGUCGCUGUAUAUUCUGACAGUCCGUAAGAUGUAGCACCACAUGACUACUUGACCCUCAGAGCACUGAAUGCACUUUGCACCUCUCAAGCAUUUGUGCACCUUGACUCUCAACCCGCUUUGUGCACCUGGAUCUCAAACCCGCUAAUGUCCUCAUCACUGCCUCCGGCCGACUCAAGCUGGGGGACUUCGGGCUGCUGCUGGAGCUCAAUCAAAUGAGUACAGAACCCACACAGGGAAGAGGUAAGGAGGAUGCCCAGGAGGGCGAUCCGAGAUAUAUGGCUCCUGAGCUGCUACGCGGAGAAUAUGGACCUGCUGCAGACGUUUUCAGUUUAGGCAUUUCUCUUCUGGAGCUUGCCUGUAAUAUGGAGGUUCCAAAUGGUGGUGAGGGAUGGCAGCAACUCCGACAGGGCCAUCUUCCUUCAGAGUUCACCAAUUGUCUUUCUCCUGAGCUGCAGUCAGUCCUGCGGAUGAUGCUUGCCCCAGAACCGUCUGAGAGAGCAACAGUCACUGAACUUCUUGCCCUCCCCUCAGUCCGGAAACACAGAUGGAAAAGACGCAUGUAUCUCUUGGUUGCUGAGACCGUGCUGACUCUGGCCUCCUUGUGCCAGUUGGUGGUGUGCUUUGGGUCCAAAGUCCUCUCUUUCUUUCCCUUGCCCAUGCUGCCCCGCUGGACAAAGCCAGAGCCUUGCACUCCUCCUAAGGACAGCUGGGAAGGAGAUUUAACACUCUCCCUCAGUACUGCCGACCCAGAGAGUCCAGAGGACGAUGCAGUGUUUCUGCAUCAGACAGAUCCAGAGUUUUCCCCCAGCUUUACAUGCAGGGUUAAAUCCAGGCUCACUGGGGAAAGCACAUCAACUCCUAACCCACACAUGCCCAUAUGUGAACUUUUCCCCCCCUCCAGUAUCCAUACAAAUAGUUCCUUCCACACACUCACACCUAGCGCAAGCCCCAUAUAUUCCGAACAUCACACAGGCUCUUCAUCUGCCAAGUCCUCAGAGAAAUGUGGUCGCAACUGGGUGCAACUCGAACAGGAUGAACCCCGAUCCAACUUUGAGCCAAAGAACCUGCUUAGUCUGUUCGAAGAAACAAUUGAGGGCUAGCCAUGAGUAUAAGACUGUCAUUUUACCUUCAUGGACAAAUUUAAAAUGUCAGGUAAAGGGAACCUCAUGUAAGAAGUUUACUACAACCCAGUAUUUAUAUUAACUGUUUUCUGUUCUUUUGUGACAGUCCUAUGACAGCUUCUUUUAAUGGGUUUUUGAAAAGGAAUGGAUUUAGUGAGGUUUGAAUAUGUAAUCAUACCUUAUUGCACUUUUUAUGCUUGUAUUCUGUUGCUGAAUUGAUAUGUAUUGAUUUAUUUUUGAAUAUCUUAUCAGCAGCAUACUAAAGUUAUUAAUUUGCGUUAUGAGUUACCAAAGAAAGAAGACAGCGAAAAAAGAAUUUAAACAGGUUGUGACUAUAAAGAAUGUCAAAAGAAUUUAAACAGAUUGUGACUAUAAAGAAUGUCAAAACACAGUUUUACUGUUGUAUUUUGUUUUCUGUGUUCACGUUUAUUCAAUGUUUGGUGUUAUUGUGACAGAAUACUAGGGUUUAAAUCCCCAAAAACUUGCAUCUAAACCGACAGAAUGAUAUUGUUUUCUUACCACUAGAUGCCAGCAACGUACAGCGUGCUAUAUAGAAAAGGACCCAUAAAACCUUUAACUGUCUGAGUCAAGUGUGGAGAUUUGUUUUCUUAAGCCACUUUUGACACCACAUCCAAACAUAAAAGGUGCUCAACUGAUGGGAAUGUUGUGGUUAAAUGUGAUUAAGCACUGAUUGUAGAAACCGUGUAGCUCGAGCGUGAACUGCCUCAGAUUAUUUAAUUAAUUUACAAAGAA